This is a messenger RNA of Leopardus geoffroyi (Geoffroy's cat), 2665 nucleotides long. It is a transcript of the gene PDZK1, whose product is annotated as PDZ domain containing 1. Gene Ontology annotation, molecular function: protein-membrane adaptor activity; signaling receptor binding. The transcript has 11 exons. Gene Ontology annotation, cellular component: apical plasma membrane. Gene Ontology annotation, biological process: protein localization to plasma membrane. The record is from RefSeq and is a predicted model, not a curated record. Bases 340 to 1923 code for a protein of 527 amino acids. NCBI's taxonomy places the organism in Eukaryota, Metazoa, Chordata, Mammalia, Carnivora, Felidae.
GCUCCGGGCCCACCAGCUGGCAGGAAGCAGGACAGAGGUCACUGGAACUCAGACCACAGGUCCCUGUUAAAUACAUCAGCUUUUAAAUCAAUCUUUGUUCAAAGUCCAGUGAGUUCCAAGACUAGAGCCGGCCAGCAGAGAGAGAAUUCCCUGGUGAGCGGACCAGCUUUUCUUCUUCCCAGAUCCAGGUCUUGCUUUUCCAAGGAGGAAUCCAGGCGGCCUCAUCUGUGGCGAAGACACAGGAUCUGCCCCAGGGUUUUAUUUUGGCGAUGUGAACUGGGGGAAUAACGCCUGUUGAAGAUUUAAUGGGCUCCAGCACUGGAUGAUUGCUGAUACGAAAUGGCCUCCACCUUCCACCCACGAGAAUGUGAGCUGUUUAAACAAGAAGGGCAAAGCUAUGGCUUCUACCUGCGAAUUGAGAAGGACACUGAUGGCCACCUGGUCCGGGUGGUUGAGAAGGGUAGCCCAGCGGAGAAGGCGGGCCUCAAGGACGGAGAUCGAGUUCUUAGGAUCAAUGGUGUCUUUGUGGACAAGGAGGAACAUAUGCAGGUUGUGGAUCUGGUCAGAAAGAGUGGGAACUCCGUGACUUUACUAGUCCUGGAUGGGGAUUCCUAUGAGAAGGCCAUGAAAAAACGGGUAGACCUGACAGAGUUGGGUCAAAGUCGGAAGGAGCCGAGUUUGAAUGAUAAGAAACUGCCCCCUGUGGUGAAGGAAGGAGCAGAGACUUGGACGCAGCCACGACUCUGCUACCUGGUGAAGCAGGGGAGCAGCUAUGGCUUCUCUCUGAAAACUGUCCAAGGCAAAAAGGGAGUGUACAUGACUGAUAUAACACCUCAAGGUGUGGCUAUGAAAGCUGGUGUCCUGGCCGGUGAUCACUUGAUUGAAGUAAAUGGAGAGAAUGUAGAAGACGCCAGCCAUGAGGAAGUCGUUGCAAAGGUGAAGAGUUCUGGGGGCCGCGUCGUGUUCCUGCUGGUGGACGAGGAGACUGACAAGCUCCAUACCGAGCAGAAGACCAGAUUCAGGAGAGAGACGGCCAGUUUGAAACUGCUACCCCACCAGCCCCGGCUCGUGGAGAUGAAGAAGGGGAGCAAUGGCUAUGGUUUCUACCUGAGGGCAGGCCCGGAACAGAAAGGUCAAGUCGUCAAGGACAUAGAUUCCGGAAGUCCAGCAGAGGAGGCUGGCUUGAAGAACAACGACUUGGUAGUCGCUGUCAAUGGCGAGUCUGUGGAAUCCCUGGAUCAUGACAGUGUGGUGGAAAUGAUUAGAAAGGGCGGAGAUCAGACUUCGCUGCUGGUGGUGGACAAAGAGACGGACCACAUGUAUAGACUGGCUCACUUUUCUCCAUUUCUCUACUAUCAAAGCCAAGAACUGCCUAAUGGUUCUGUCAAGGAGGCUCUGGCUCCCGCUCCGGCUCCCGCUCCGGCUCCUGCUCCCGCUCCUGUGGAGGUUUCAAGUCCAGAUACUACAGAGGAAGUAGGAGAUCAUAAACCUAAACUCUGCAGGCUGGUUAAAGGUGAAAAUGGCUAUGGCUUUCACUUAAACACCAUUCAGGGUCGGCCAGGCUCGUUCGUCAAAGAGGUACAGAAGGGCAGCCCUGCCGAACUGGCAGGGCUGGAGGACGAGGAUAUCAUCAUCGAAGUGAAUGGAGGGAAGGUGCUGGAAGAACCCUAUGAGAAAGUGGUGGACAGAAUCCAGAAUAGUGGGAAGAAUGUCACACUCUUAGUCUGUGGAAAGAAGGCCUAUGAUUAUUUCCAGGCUAAGAAAAUCCCUAUCGUUUCCUCUAUGGCUGAUCCACUGGAUGCCCCCCCUGAUUCCAAAGAAGGAACAUUGGCAGAACCAGAGCACGACUCACACGUGGCAAAAGAACGAGCGCACAGUACAGCCUCACAUUCUUCUUCCAAUUCUGAAGACACAGAGAUGUGAUGAGAGCAAAUAAUGGCUUUGGCUGACAGCUGUUUCUGGGCGUUCAGUAAGAAUCCUUUCCCAAGGAAUGAGCUGCCACCCAUUUACUGUCUCUGUUAGAGAAGAGCUCCUCUGGGAACCAGUUCAUCACGUGUGACUGUUGUCUUCUGUUGUCAUUUGCCUUGGGGGCAGAUACCGAAGUAGAUGGCUUAUUUAUGGUCAGCUUAAGGCAGGAACCAGAUUCUUUUCAAGUGAUCUCUUUCAAGCUUCAACUUAACGACAUUUCUUUGUAUGAUGCUAUCUCUUAAUUCUAUAGGCUCCUUGAGCACCAAAGAUGAUUCACAAAUCUGUACACGUGAGAGCUCAUUAUAGUAUCUGAGCAGAUAAGCCUAUUAAAAUUAUGGUUUUGUAAGAAUGUUGUGGUUGCUAAAACAGAUGCCAUUAAGAAUGCCUUUAGAGUCUUCCUUGUUAGCUGAUCAAACCUUAAUAGUGCUUUUGUUUUUGGUAAACUUGCUUUUAUGCUUUAACUUUCAUUUUGCCUCUGGAAGUCCCAGCACAAUAAAAUUCAGGAUUUCCUUAAAUUGCAUUUCUGAAUAUUCUAUAAACUUUCCAACAUUUUCCUUUCACAGAUGGAGAAAAGUAGGGUCUACAAUAGGAAAACUUAUUCCAGUUAACAGUUAUUCAUUGUUUUACCCCACAGCAUGAGGGGGCAGAUGGAAAGAAAAAAAAAAAACUGAGACAUCAUCACCAACGUGAAUGCACA